AAAUCUCAGCCCUGGCUGCUCAAGCGCCUGUGCCUUCUCAGAACUCUUGUGGACUCUUCUCUUUAUCUCUAGAGAAUUCUCCACUUUGGAUCUCAAUUCUCUGCUGGGUUCUUGGCUCGGAUCUCUCAUCUAUUAUGGGUACGGAGUUCGCCGCAGAAGAAAUUAUGUGAGUUCAAAUUGCGAGUCAAAGUAUCCAUUUUCGGAAAUGAUGUUCCCACACAAACAAAUAUACGCGAACAGUUGCGUUCUUAUCGUAUCUGCCAGAAUCUUUGGUUGAUGCACGUAUAGCAAAGGCACAACUAAACUUUUGCGUACAUGUCUCAAAAUGACUUUUCUGAUAUAUUCCCUAUCUUCUUAAGCUCUGGAUUUACCCUCUAACUCAGUCAUAUCGUGUGGACAUCAUCUACGGCGGAUUUCUAUUAAAUAUAUAAGACAGGUUUACCCGACAUAAAAAUGGGAAUAUAUCUCAGCACUCCAAAAACUGAGAAGUUUUCUGAAGAUGGCGAGAAUUCCAAGCUUAGGUUCGGGUUAUCAUCCAUGCAAGGAUGGCGUGCAACAAUGGAAGAUGCGCAUACCGCACUGCCUGAUCUUGAUGAUUCCACUUCAUUUUUUGGCGUUUUUGAUGGCCAUGGAGGAAAAGUAGUUGCUAAAUUCUGCGCAAAAUAUCUGCACACUCAGGUGCUCAAGAAUGAAGCUUCUUCAGCUGGUGAUUUAGGUGUUUCCAUACAAAAAUCUUUCUUCAGAAUGGACGAGAUGAUGCGUGGGCAGAGAGGAUGGAGGGAGUUAGCUGUAUUGGGAGAUAAGAUAAACAAGUUUACUGGUAUGAUAGAAGGCUUCAUAUGGUCUCCGAAGGCUGGUGAUUCCCAUGAUCAACGAGAUGAAUGGGCAUUUGAAGAGGGACCCCACUCUGAUUUUUCUGGACCCACAUCAGGAAGCACCGCUUGUGUGGCUGUCAUUAGAAACAAUCAACUUAUUGUUGCAAAUGCUGGUGAUUCUCGCUGUGUAAUUUCAAGGAAGGGCCAGGCUUAUAAUUUGUCGAGGGAUCACAAGCCUGAGCUUGAGGCAGAGAGAGAGAGAAUUCUGAAAGCUGGAGGCUUUAUCCAUGCAGGACGAGUAAAUGGAAGCUUGAACCUGGCAAGAGCAAUUGGAGACAUGGAAUUCAAGCAGAACAAAUUUUUGCCAGCUGAAAAGCAAAUUGUUACCGCCAAUCCAGAUAUAAACACAGUGGAACUUUGUGAGGAUGAUGACUUUAUUGUUUUAGCUUGUGAUGGCAUCUGGGAUUGCAUGUCAAGCCAGCAACUUGUGGAUUUUAUCCAUGAACAUAUAAACACUGAGACGAAGCUCUCUGCAGUGUGUGAACGAGUGCUCGACAGGUGUUUGGCACCCUCGACAGCCGGUGGAGAGGGAUGCGAUAACAUGACCAUGAUCCUCAUUCAGUUCAAGAAGCCCUUUAACUCUAACCCCGACAAUCCAGAGUCCUCUACUUCCGACAGCGCUAAUUCAAACAAUGCCGAGCCAUCAUCAACUGAGACGUCCGCAGAUAAUGAAACCAAGUAAAUCUGAGAUUUCCGCAGAUAAGGAAGCCAAGUAUCCUUCACUCGUCGACUAUAGGUUCUACAUCUGACGGAAACACCCAUUGUGCAGAAUUCAUUGGUAUUGAUAUGGGCGAUGGGUGUGUAAAUAUCUGUAUGUUAUAAAUCUUCAUAUCAUUGUGCAGAGGCUGAGACUAGUUCCUCUAUCUUGAUUACUUGAAAAAUUAUGUAACUCGUAUAGGCCAAACUUGUUAUGGGUUUUGUUGCUUUGAUUCAAAAUGUGUAAGCGGAUAGGCGUACUUCCACUGUUUUUGUUAUGGUGAUCGUAUAAGAAAAUUUUCUUGGACGAUUGAUUAGGAAAA
Molecule: messenger RNA, 1894 nt
Organism: Asparagus officinalis (garden asparagus)
Lineage: Eukaryota; Viridiplantae; Streptophyta; Magnoliopsida; Asparagales; Asparagaceae
Product: probable protein phosphatase 2C 60
Exons: 14
Coding region: 454-1557 (367 amino acids)
Biological process (GO): protein dephosphorylation
Molecular function (GO): cation binding; protein serine/threonine phosphatase activity
Source: RefSeq, a predicted model, not a curated record